CCUUCUAUGUAUGCUUCCACGUCCACCCUUGUGCGCUGCUUCGCUCUAUCAUCUUCUGUCCAGACUCUUCCGACUCGCCGAGGACGUUUUUUUUUUCGUUUACUCAUCGGUCUGUGGAUUCCUCAACGAAAUUUGGGGUGCCUUUUAAAAUCUUCGAAGUGGUUGGACUGGCAAUUGUCCCGAAAAACUUUCUUCACCCUGAAAUCUGCACACACUCAUAUUUAAUUAUGGAAACAUACAGGGAUAUCAGCGAACCCUAGCGCAGGAUCCAGUGAUGUGUGACCCAGUGAUGUGUGACCUGUUACCACUCCGAAAUUGUUCGGCUCAUCAAACCAGGUACCAACCAGCUCUCGUACAUUGAUGCCGAUGGACCCCCGAAACCACUUGAGAAGGCAUAACUUCCAUUUUGGGCUAUUUGGUUCUAAUCGUCGUAGAUACACAUACAAAUAACUUAUUCUUUGCCCAC
This is a messenger RNA of Suillus clintonianus, 466 nucleotides long. RefSeq lists its product as uncharacterized. The record is from RefSeq and is a predicted model, not a curated record. The transcript has a single exon. The coding region runs from base 7 to 225 and encodes 72 amino acids. NCBI's taxonomy places the organism in Eukaryota, Fungi, Basidiomycota, Agaricomycetes, Boletales, Suillaceae.